UUUUUUUUUUCCUUUUUUUUUUAAAAAAAAACAAUACCUUAAAUUUGUUUGGUUGUCUUGACAACUGACUCUAAUUAUAAAUACCGCUAUUAUUAAAAAAAAGAAUAUACAAAUAUACCUAUAUAAAUAUAUGGAGAUUUUGGAACUGGUUCAUCACGAAACUACGCCUGGUUUAGAAAAACCUUUUUCGUGCACGUUUAAAGACUGUAAAAAGACAUUUGGUAGAAGAUCUGAUUUAGUUAGACAUUCGCGUAUUCAUACAAAUGAAAGACCAUUUCAGUGUCGUUUACCUGAUUGUGGAAAAAGUUUUAUUCAGCGUUCUGCAUUAACUGUACAUAUGCGUACACACUCUGGUGAAAGACCUCAUGUAUGCGAAUUUCCACUUUGUAACAAAAGCUUCAGUGAUAGUAGUUCUCUCGCUCGCCAUAGGCGUACGCAUACAGGGAAAAGACCUUAUAAAUGUCCAUUUGAUGAUUGUUUAAAGAGUUUUGUACGUAAAACGAUUUUAACAAAACAUAUGAAAAAUGAUCAUACAACAAAUGGUAGAAGACCUUCUUUACAAUGGCAACCUUUUAUUGAAGAAAGACGUAAGGUGAUGCUUCAACAACAACAACAACAACAACAACAAGCUGCUUGUGCAUGCACAGCAGACUCACCUUAUUGGUCUCCACCCACUACGCCUGCUUUAUCUGUUUUUGAGGAUAACUUAAGUAGUUGUUCAUCUGUUCAUUCAAGAUUAUCCCCUAUCGACCCUUGGUCAUCUAAUAUUAGCCUUCCUAGUUUAUCUAGUUUAGAUCUCUUUAAUGAAAAGCAACACUACAAGCUCUCUUCCCUAGUAUCAAUAAGAAGAGAUAGUGGAAUUUCAUUAUUAUAUCCUUAAACCUAUACAUACCCAACCCUUUCCUCUUCCUCCUCCUCUUUUAUUUAUUUACUUUACUUUACUUUAUACAUCUCCUCUCAUCUACUCCCUCUUCCUUUAUUUAUAAUAUUUAUAUAAUCUAUUUAUUAUAUGCACUUUCAAAAGAAAAAAAAAAGCACAGUAUAUCCUCUUCUUCCUACUCCUCCUCCUCCUCCCCCUUCUUUUAUGUUUAUAUGUUCUAUAUGUUCAUUUAUAUGCAUCUCCCUUUUUUCUAUAUUGUAUGUCAUCAUCAUCAUCAUCAUACUUCUCUUUCUUUUAUUAUUAGCGCAUUAUCUUUUUUUUUUUUUUUAUUUUAAAAAAAUAAAUCUUGACAAUUGGAUAGUAUCAUGUUUACAGUUUCAAUUUCAAAUUCUACCAUUGUUUUUA
Molecule: messenger RNA, 1285 nt
Organism: Cokeromyces recurvatus
Lineage: Eukaryota; Fungi; Mucoromycota; Mucoromycetes; Mucorales; Mucoraceae
Exons: 4
Coding region: 131-880 (249 amino acids)
Biological process (GO): regulation of transcription by RNA polymerase II
Cellular component (GO): nucleus
Molecular function (GO): RNA polymerase II cis-regulatory region sequence-specific DNA binding; DNA-binding transcription factor activity, RNA polymerase II-specific
Source: RefSeq, a predicted model, not a curated record